UGCCAUUCACGGUCAAGGUCUCCAUGACGGUCGUUAUUGUUGAGCAACGUUCCUCGUCGCCUUUCCGGUCCUUUUCCUUGUCAGAAGUCGGAAAUAUUCAACUUCCCACUUUCAUCGAAUGCAGCAGAAGGACCAGAUGCUGAUGUUGCCGCAAGAGGAAGCAAUGCGCAUGCGUCUAGCUGACGGAAGCCCAUCGAUUCUUGACAUCUUUUGUUUGGUGUCUUUCUCUAAGCAGGCCGACAGAAAACGCAGCCGGUAUCCCACCUCAAUAUGACGUCACGUGUAGGCCACAAACCUGCUGCCUCCAACGGAAGUGACUUUAAAUUCAGGGAGAAGGCGAAUCCACACUACCAAAUGAGCGCUUCUUUGAAGUCAGAGGUGCGCCGCUUGAAUGUGAUCCAUCUUCUGGUUUGGCUUCUGAUAGCCGCCCAAGUUGCCGUCAGUCACUUCAACCUGCUGCCGCACGACACCGUUGCCAUGCCCUACCAGUGGGAGUACCCCUACCUUCUCAGCAUGGUCCCCCUGUUAUGCAGCAGUCUGUCGCUGCCCAAGAACAACAUCAGCUACCUGGUCUUGUCCAUGAUCAGCGCCGGGCUAUUCUCAGUGGCGCCGCUCAUCUACGGUGGCAUGGAGAUGUUCCCCCUGGCGCAGCAGUUGUAUCGCCACGGCAAAGCCUACCGCUUCAUCUUCGGCUUUUCCGCGGUGACUGUGAUGUAUUUGCUCAUGGUGGUAGCGGUCCAAGUGCACGCAUGGCAGCUGUACUACAUGAAGAAGCUGCUGGACUCGUGGUUCACCGCCACGCAAGAGAAGAAGAAGAAAUGAUUGUUUUUUAAAAAAAGAAUUAUUUGUCAAUUACUUAAUUCGACAGGAAUCACAUGAUGGUAUUUAUUCUUGUUAUGUUGUCAUUUUUCUUUGAUUGUAAUACAACACAUUCUCCCAACAUUAAUACAAUUUGUAAUAAUGUAUUAUGAACAUUUUCUGACUUUACUUAUACUUUCUUGUAUGUUUGACUUUUACUUUGUUUUAUUGUGACUGAAUAUUUCAUUUCGACUCCUGUACAAUAGAAAGCGUGUGUCUUCAAAAGCAAUUUGUUUUUAUCUCCAAGUACUCCUUUUUUCAUGUUUCCAGAAAAUAAUUGUAAUUUUAUGAAAACAUUUUUCAUACAAAAAAAGCAUAAAAUGUACCGAGAAUUUUAUUCUCCCAAUAUUCUCUUCAUUUUACGACUGGGUACCUCCUACCAAAAUACGGAUAUGGUGAAAGAGAAAUGGACAUAUGUCUGGUUUUUAUGAUUAUACUAUUCCUUUUGUAGUAUUUCCUUAAAAUAAAUCAUUUUCAAUAACUGUUCUGGUAUAACAUUAUGCGUGACAUAAUGCAUGGUGAAUUUCGAAUGAAUAAAACGUUUCGUUCCAAGUGUU
Molecule: messenger RNA, 1415 nt
Organism: Hippocampus zosterae (dwarf seahorse)
Lineage: Eukaryota; Metazoa; Chordata; Actinopteri; Syngnathiformes; Syngnathidae
Gene: jagn1a
Product: jagunal homolog 1a
Exons: 3
Coding region: 271-822 (183 amino acids)
Biological process (GO): endoplasmic reticulum organization; granulocyte colony-stimulating factor signaling pathway; vesicle-mediated transport
Cellular component (GO): endoplasmic reticulum membrane
Source: RefSeq, a predicted model, not a curated record